AUCUCUCAAGUAACCUUUUAGGUGAGUUGUACGAUUAUACUUUUGAGGGGCUACACAGUAUAAUGUAUAUUGAUUUACAGCAAAAUCAUAUUGGGAUGAUUGGUCAAAAAUCUUUCAGUAACUUGGUAAGUCUGAAAAUAAUUGAUCUCCGAGAUAAUGCCUUAAAAAAAACUCCCUUCCUUUCCACAUCUGACUACUGCCUUUUUAGGUGACAAUAAGCUGAUGUCUGUAGCUCACACAGCAAUAGCAGCAACACAUAUUGAAUUAGAGAGAAAUUGGCUCGCAAAUCUGGGUGACCUGUAUGUUCUUUUCCAAGUUCCAGAUAUGCAGUAUCUCUCCUUAAAGCAGAAUCGCAUCUCUUACUGUGAAAAACGUGUUAAUGCUAUAGAAAAUAACCAGUUGAUUUAUAUGGAUCUAGGAGAAAACAUGUUACAGCUUGUGUGGGAGAGAGGUUUAUGUUUGGAUGUGUUCAGGACACUGUCUAAACUUCAGAUUCUAUUCCUGAACAACAACUACCUUAGUGCUCUUCCACAGGAGAUUUUUAGUGGUCUAACAUCUCUAAAAAUACUUAAUCUAGCCUCUAACCUAUUGUCUCACCUCUCUCUUGGGGUUUUUCCACAAAGUCUCAUAAACCUAAACUUGUCUGGAAACCAGCUUUUUUCCCCUAACCCUGAAGUCUUUAUGACUUUGAGUAUUCUGGAUAUAACACAUAACAAGUAUGUCUGCGACUGUGCUUUAAAAAGCCUACUAGUGAGGCUAAAUGAAACCAAUGUAACCCUAGCUGGCUCAGAGUCUGACAGGUACUGUGUAUACCCACCUGCAUUAGCAGGGGUACCACUGUCACUUCUGACAUAUGAUGAUUGUGAUGAAGAUGAACUCCAGCAGACACUCAGGUUCUCAGUAUUCGUUUUCAUUUCUGUCACCCUUCUGAUGUUUCUGAUGUCAGCCAUUAUUUUUACUCGCUGCCGGGGGAUUUGUUUUGUCUGGUAUAAGACCAUCACCGAAACUUUGAUAGGAAGCCAUCCACCAGCAGCAGAUACAAGUGAAUACAUGUAUGAUGCGUAUUUGUGCUACAGCAAAAAUGAUUUCGAAUGGGUCCAGAAUUCUUUGCUGAAGCACUUGGAUUCACAGUAUUUUGAUAAGAACAGAUUUACUUUGUGCUUUGAGGAACGAGAUUUCUUGCCUGGGGAAGAACAUAUCAACAAUAUUCGUGAUGCUAUUUGGAAGAGCAGGAAAACAAUUUGUGUUGUUACCAGGCAUUUUCUCAAAGAUGGGUGGUGUGUAGAAGCCUUUAAUUUUGCCCAGAGCAGAUACUUCAGUGAUUUGAAAGAGGCUCUCAUUAUGGUAGUAGUUGGGUCACUUUCUCAAUAUCAACUGAUGAAACAUAAGCCAAUUCGAAUUUUUUUACAAAGAAGUCGAUAUCUGCGUUGGCCUGAAGAUUAUCAAGAUAUAGACUGGUUUUUAGAUAACCUUUCUUCCCAAAUUCUGAAGGAAAAAAAAGUGCAAAGGAACGUCAGUGGUAUAGAGCUGCAAACUGUAGCGACAGUCUCACGCUGACAGUUGAUGGGUCUCUAGCUUUCUCAAUACUUUCUAUUUUAGCUGUGCUAUGGGAGGACAAAACAGAUCUGCUUUAUCCUUUCCUGAAAAAGCAGGUAGAGAGAUUCAUUUUAAAUCCUACUAAACUUGGGAACAACUUGAGAGCUAAGAAAGUGCAAUUAUUUUAUGGACAGUGGCACUUAUUUUCAGAAGAAUUAAAUGAAUCGCAAAUGCCUCACAUUUUGGAUGCUCAGCUUCAAACAACUUACUAUUGAUUUUCAGAGUGUUACAUACUUCCAGGUCUCUGUUUCAGUGACAGGAAGAUGCCCAUUUUUGUUUUGUUUUUUGUUCUUUUCAAAAAGAGACCACUGUACGGUGUGGGAGUGCCUUACAACUUUAUGUUUUAAAAUGGUGCUAUAUAGAUUUUGUUUGUUUUCUACUCAGCUAGGCUCAGAUUCUCAACUGCAACACACAGCCUUUGAACUUCAUUCAUUUCUUUCCCCUUUUCAAUUCUUCUGCUUGGUGGUGAAGCCACAGUUACUGGGAUGCUUCAUUUGCUGCUGUUCCAAUUGGUCAUUUUCUCAGCUGCUUCCCACUGCGCAGAGAGAAGCAGGUAUCCCCUUCAGAUCUGAAGCAAGCCUGAAAACCAAACAAGAAACUACCUCCAUAGCCAUAAGUGGCUCCCGGGAAGCUUUCACAUUCUAUGGAUGGAAUAUAUGGAUAACUUGUUUGUCUUGUGAGUUGUUCUUGCCUGAGACUCUGAGAACAAAUGCAGUCUUCCCAGUUGGCACAGUCUGUCCUAUAGACUAAAAAAUUGACUUCAAAUAGAUCAUAGGACUCUGAUCACCGCCACCAUGGAGUCACCUCUUUUAAAUGACAAACCAGAGGAACUGUUGAGAAAGGGCUUAUGCAGACUUUAUACUGCUCUGCUCAGCAGAAAUCGCAAAAGCAUCCUGUACAAAAAAGGAGAACAUCUAUGCUUGAUGAAUUAGGGCCAUAAAUUGAGCUCCAACCUCAUAACUAUUGAUCAGAUUCCCUUUAGGCUUGCUGGGAACAUUACUGCUCUGUUAGAAUUUUAUGGCUCUUCAGUUAAGGAUACUCUCAUCAGUUUUACUCACCUUCCUCAGCAGAAGACAUUAACUUGCUGGAGAGUGUCCAGAAUAGGGUGUGAAGUGUGACACUGGCUCUAAAACAAGCUAUUAGGAUGGAAUCUGGUGAAUGCAUUUGCAGUAGCACCACGGCAAAUAUUCAGAGGACAGUGACUCUGUGCCACAUGGCAUCGGCUGAGAUACUUGAUGGUACGACUUUGCUUCCACCUACACCAACGUGUAUUAUAAACAUUAACCGGUCAAGCAGCCAGUGCAGUUCAAGAGCUACAGUUAGCAAACCUGUUGGGGUCCAAAGUCUACAUGGACUCCUACUAAAAGUCAGGGCACUCGGGGCCAGAACCCAGGUUCCACAAACAUAUUUCUGCGUUGGAUAAUAAAACUCACCUAUAACAUGACCACAUAUAAUCUCACAUUUUACAUGAUUAUUAUUUCACACACAUCGAGACCAGGGUUCUGCUCCCCUUCCCAUCCACACACAGUGGGCUCAUCAAAGUGUCAUCCACUCACAUUUGCUAACCCCAGUUGCUAAUGCCUCCUCAGGGAGAUGGUUCAGCAUGCUGCUAGAGCUAUUGCCUUCUUAAUUUACACUUACUAUCUGUCAUUGCUCCCACUCCAGCAGUUAUACUAUCUCUGUGGUAGCACAGACAAGACUACAGAGUUCACUCUCUUGAGUGGGACACUUAUGCAUGUGUUACUCAGAAUCAUGUUGCCUUUCUUUUUCAUGUGCUACAUCAUUAUCUCAGCUCAUUUGCUGGCUUCUGGGUCUUUCUCAGCAUGACAGCUCUCCUACUUCUUACUGCCAGAGACCAUCUGGGCUUCAGAUUAUUGUAUGCCACCUUCUCAAUUUCAUAUGAUACUGAAUAUUUUACAAUGGCUUUUAAUGUGUUCUCUUCUUGCUAGAACUGUGAAUUUCAGCAGUCCAGUUAAAUCACAAAGCAAGACCCAUACCUGGCAAAGUACUUACAGAUGAAGAGCAAUAUACAACUGAGUGGCAGGAGUGAGUGGUAAAAACACUGCAAAUGGAGCAGGAGCAGCACAUAUGGAUCUCUGGGAGAUCACCAAAAUUAGGAAGGGUAUAUAAAGCAGCCUAAGCAUCUUCUCUUCAAAAGGGCACUUCAUGCCAUUCCAUUUCAUUCCAAGUGGAAACUAGAAGCAAGCAAAGGCAAGAGAAGGAAAAAGAUUUAAUGUCUGAGUCUGCAAACGGGAUCAUACAGAAUUCUCUCAUAAAUCAAGUAGAUUAAGGAGGACUAGUUCUAGCAAAUAGCUGCAAAGUUUCAUUGCUCUAUACCAAAUGCAAGCUUACAGUUGUGUGAAAUAAGGCAUUCAAAAUCAGAAGACUGGUAUAUUAAAAAACAAACAAACACCAAAAAAAAAAACCAACCCCGACAGAUUACAAAACAAUGAUAAGUGUUUGUUAUUUGACUCUGUAAGACCACAUCUUUACACUUUGUCGGUGAUCACGAGGUGGAAAUUAAUGCAGUCACAGAUACAAGAGCCAACGUUUUAAGAAAUAGUCUAAGUAUUUAAAUACUUUCACUUAAAUAGGAAGUGUGAAUAAACUAGUCAGGCUUUGAGUAAGGAAGGAACAACUUUAGGAAGAUGGUGAAGACAACACAGGCUGUCUUUCCAAGCCUCCCUAGAUGGUUGCCUUCAGCACAUAUGUAAUUCAACUAUUGAAAAUUUUGUAGUUGUUGUUGAUAGAUAGGCUCAGCAAAAACAAGGCCUUAACUGAAAUGAAAUAACCUGAAGGAGAAAUGACAACAUUGCAGACUUCCCACACAGACAAAUUCACAUCAGUAGUCUUUACAAAAGCUCUGCUGGUGACAUUUCCACUAGGCUGCACGUCAGCCUCCAGGAAGCUACAAACACCUUUGCAAUGACAAAGAUUUUGUUCUGCUUUGGGAUACAAGCACUUUUUGCAUAUGCACAUGUUACAUGUUUUCUAUUUCAUCCCUUGUAAAGAUGAGCUGAGCAUCUUGGUCUUCAUUGUCACUGUGCUGCUCCUGGCAGCCAUCAAGAUUCCAUACAGUGGAACAGAACUGCAGAUGCUGCUGCACUGGUAUUUCCUUCAACAAAACUUACAAGAGCACAUUUUGGGAGCUGAGGUUUACCAGAAGGCCACUGUGAGCACAGACACCAACCACAGAGAACACUCCAUGCCAAGCACAUAGUAGAAAUGUUAAAUUCAGACUUUUUAUUCAAUCUGGUAUCAUAUCUAGGCACUAAUGUUGGGCCAACCAAACUCCUCAGUGAUUCUCUCUUGCACAAGGAUUGAAGGAGGGUUCUCCUCCCUUUCUAACCUUCCUUACCUUUUGCUUUCUGUGCUGUGUUCAUACAGUGCAGCCAUUGCCAAAAAUAAGUCUACAUUUCCUUUCCCAAUAUGCAAAAUUUGGUAUAUAGAUGUGACAUGAAUUAUUUCGUAGAGCAAAGAUUAUCUAUUCAU
Molecule: messenger RNA, 5088 nt
Organism: Lagopus leucura (white-tailed ptarmigan)
Lineage: Eukaryota; Metazoa; Chordata; Aves; Galliformes; Phasianidae
Product: toll-like receptor 5
Exons: 2
Coding region: 223-1557 (444 amino acids)
Biological process (GO): immune response; inflammatory response; toll-like receptor signaling pathway
Cellular component (GO): membrane
Molecular function (GO): transmembrane signaling receptor activity; protein binding
Source: RefSeq, a predicted model, not a curated record